Molecule: messenger RNA, 1122 nt
Organism: Cylindrotheca closterium
Lineage: Eukaryota; Bacillariophyta; Bacillariophyceae; Bacillariales; Bacillariaceae
Source: the annotation of a GenBank genome assembly
AUGGCUGAAGAAAAGAUGUCUUGGAAGGAUACCAACCUGGCUUUGAUCGGGUCGGAUAUUGAUCACAAGUGCAAGGAAGCUGCUGCCCAAGGAGAAGAUGCCUGGGAAGGCAUGGGAGAAACACCUGAACUUAAGGUUUGGCGCAUUGAAAAGUUCACAGUCAAGCCAUGGCCUAAGGAACAAUACGGUGAAUUCUUCAAGGGAGAUUCCUACAUUGUCAUGAAAACCUACAAGGAGGAUGACAGUGAUGCGCUGAAGCACGAUAUCCACAUUUGGAUUGGUGAGGACAGUACCCAAGACGAGUACGGUACCGCCGCUUACAAGAUGGUCGAAGCUGACGACUUCCUCGGUGGAGCUCCAGUCCAACAUCGUCAAGUUCAAGGAAAGGAAUCUGCCGAAUUCCAAUCAUAUUUCGAAUCUCUCCAAUACAUGGACGGUGGUGUCGAAAGUGGGUUCAAUCACGUCGAACCAACGGUUGAAAAGCCAGUUCUUUUCCGUGUCAAGUCUUCUGGAAAGAAUAUGCUUAUGACUCAAAUGGAACUUUCCAAGAGUUCGUUGAACGAGGGCGACUCCUUCAUCUUGUACGGAGAUAAGGCCAAUGUCUGGUGCUGGAAUGGAAAGGCUGCCAAGCCAUUGGAAAAGGCCAAGUGCAACCAAUGGGCCGAGAACAUGUGCACCCUUGGAACCGCCACGGUGCUAGACCAAGGCGAUGGUGACGACGAGCACCCUGACUUCUGGGCAUACCUUUCAUCCGGCGAAAUUGCUUCUGCCGAAGCAGCCGACGAGCCCGUCACUGAGUUCAAGCCCAUUCUAUUUCGUGUCGAUGGAAACCCCAAGACCAAGCUGAAGGAAGUUGCCAAGGGUUGCUUCAAGCAACGCCCUGGAAAGCUUGUCCGCGUCCUUGACAAGGGAUCGUUGAACGAGGACGAUGUGUUCCUCAUGGAUUCUGGAUGGGAAAUCUUCGUCUGGAUUGGAAAGGCUGCUGACACUUCAGAAAAGAUUGCCGCCAUGGGAGCUGCUGAUCGUUACGCCGAGAUGGAACCUCGUGCCGCCGACUUGCCCGUAACGAUUGUCAAGAGUGGAAAGGAAUCUCCUUUGUUCAAGUCUUACUUCGGAAUGUAA